CUGAAGAAACCACAGCGAAAUGUGGUAUGUGUUAAAUAUUAAUAUAAAAAAUAAUUAUGAAGCUUUUAGUGUUGGUGUUACUGGUGACUUGCUGUGGAUGUAGACCAACACCAGAUAGCCCAACGACAAAAUGUGAAACUACAACGAAUUCUCCGACGACCACGGCUACUACUACGCCUAAAGAUUCGACUACAACGACUACUCCUUCCACUACCGCAACUACUCCUACUACUAGUGUAACUACUCCUACCACUACUGUAACCACUCCUACCACUACCACAACUACUCCUACCACUACUAUCACUACCCCUACCACUACCGCAACUACUCCUACCACUACCGCAACUACUCCCACCACUACUAUUUCUUCCACUACUGCUACUACUCCUACCACCACUACAACUACUCCUACUACUACGGUCACUACUCCUACCACUACUGUAACCACUCCUACCACUACUGUCACUACUCCCACCACUACCGCCACUACUCCUACCACUACUGUAACGACUCCUAAAACUACUCCUACCACUACUGUAACCACUCCUAAAACUACUCCUACCACCACUGUCACUACUCCUACCACUAUCGUAACUACUCCUACCACCACCACUGCUCCUACCAAAACAACCACUGUUACAACACCUUGCACUACGAAACCCCAUAAAAACCACAAGUCCCACCCCAACCACCAUCACAAACCAAAACACCCGAAAAGACACCAUGACCACAGGAAUAAACCAUGUCAUCACAAUCAUCAUCCAAAGAAGAAUCAUCAUCAUCAGUCACCGCAACAUCACGGCAGGGAAAAAGAAGAGCUGUUCCAUUUGAAUUUAGGUUCAAUUUUAGAUGUUAGUGUGGAAUUGUAGAUUUG
Molecule: messenger RNA, 874 nt
Organism: Ostrinia furnacalis (Asian corn borer)
Lineage: Eukaryota; Metazoa; Arthropoda; Insecta; Lepidoptera; Crambidae
Product: cell wall protein DAN4-like
Exons: 3
Coding region: 57-869 (270 amino acids)
Source: RefSeq, a predicted model, not a curated record